Messenger RNA from Numida meleagris (helmeted guineafowl), 11161 nucleotides. It is a transcript of the gene F5, whose product is annotated as coagulation factor V. The record is from RefSeq and is a predicted model, not a curated record. The transcript is spliced from 22 exons. NCBI's taxonomy places the organism in Eukaryota, Metazoa, Chordata, Aves, Galliformes, Numididae. Gene Ontology annotation, biological process: iron ion transport. Gene Ontology annotation, molecular function: oxidoreductase activity; copper ion binding. Gene Ontology annotation, cellular component: plasma membrane. Bases 5206 to 10272 code for a protein of 1688 amino acids.
UUCAUUGCUAAGAUGAUUCUUGAAAAUGAUUCAUUUAUUUUUCUCUGAUUCAAAUUCACCUGAAAGCUAAGGCUUUCUUGUUUUCUUGCUUGUUGUUUUUUUUUGUUUGUUUGUUUUCCCCUAGUUGUGAAUGAUUAUAUUUGCUCAAACUGUAGGAAGAUUUUGAAAGCCGGAAGAAAUUAAGUGAGAAUCUUGUUAGGAAAAACCAACUGUAUCUUAAACUAAGGUAGCUCUAAAUAAGUAUUCUUUGAAAGCUAAUUUAGCAAGAUUAGCAAGAUUAGCAUUUUGAGAUGGAAUUUUUGGGGAGACAAAGAAUAUUAGUAUGUAGUCUGUUAAUCUUGUAAUAAAGGCAAGAACAGUCUUGUUGAAAAAACUCCAGAUUGGAGGUGGAGGGAUAAAAUUGCUGUGUUAGACCAAAGUUCAGUCUUGGUAACUUGUCUUGACCUAGACUACACUAACUGGUAGCUUAGUAGCAUAGUUUCCAUUUUUUUGGGUAACUGUACCUGGUAUUGUUUGUGAAUUCAGAUAUCACAGACGCGUCUGGGUUUUGGCAGCCACUUUUUACCCUGUACAAUGUUAGCUUUUCAUUGUUGGAGAUGGGGAGAAAGGAUCAUCAUGUAUACGUCAUAGUUUAACUUAAAUCUGUGUAGCUAUCACAACAACAUCAUUGUCUCCCAGACAUCAUCCUGCAAGAGAAUCUGAAGUUGGAUAUCUGCAGCUGUCUGAAUUUACUGUUGAAGAAGAUUGGCAUAAGUGAUCCAUUUCUUGGCUGUUCUCUGUACCAUGUUCCUACAUGAGAGUCUGUUACCAAAUUCUUUCUUCAGUGCUUAAAUGAACUUUCCUCUUUUGAUAUCCAUCUUCACUUCCUUCUUGGACAGAAUUUGAGCAACGUCUGCGUAAGUGAACAGUAAUGCUGUCUGAAACAUGAUAAAAACCACACCCAUUGAGUCAUGCCAUAGGAUUUCCUUAUUAGAUUCAUUUCAAAGAUGUUUUGGAUUUUUUGGUAGCAGAGGAAAUUGUUGUCCUUCACACAGGGUUAUUUUAUUUUUAUUUAUUUUUUUUAAUGAGGACGGGACCAAAGAGGUAUUAUGAUUUAAAAUUAACCAACAUUGAUACAUGGUUUUGGAAUUUCUGUUUCUUUGCUCUGCCAGAAUGUUCUCCUCCUUUAGGAAGGUGAAUUAGUUUUUCACUGGUUUCCAAUAUGUUGCGAUAAUAAUUACCACAUUCUCCUUAGUCAGGCUGCUGGUAAAAGUAAGUGGCAUGAUUUAAAUUAUUGAAGGCCUUUUUAUCUGACCAUUUCAGAAAAACAGAGGGGCAACAGCAAAAAGGCCAGCUAGCCAAUGGCUUCCAUCAGCACCAUGAUAUUAAAUAUCUUAUGGAAUUUGUAGCACUAAUAUACCCUUUAGUGCGUUCUUGCAGAAGUGAAGAUAUUUAUUGGAUGGCUUCUCGUAUGAGUUGUGCCUGGUAGAUUUGGUAAGUGCCCCCUCCGUCUUUUACCUGCAUUCAGAAUCGUGUUUGCUGCUGAUCAAUAAUUAACUCACUGUUUGCCCAUAGAAGUCCUUUCACCCUGUGCUAAAUGAAGUAUGCUUACUGGGUACGUUUUGCUUUGAUUUGUGUGCUUGAAUGAGAGAGGGAGAGAUCUGUGUGAGGUUAUUAUUAGCAACCAAUUCAGUAAUUGCUGUAUGACGUUUUCUUUAUGCUAGCUCCCUCUUUGUCACUAUAAUGCAAUUGUUAAAACUGAUAGCAACCUUUGAGAUGUGACUGCCUGGGAGCACUUAGGAUAGUGUUUGUGAUAAAGCAGAAAGAAUUUUGUUGUAGGUCCUAACCUGUAAUUUGUAGAAAGAUGAAAACAACUUCAGAGCUCUUUUUUGAAGAGUUAUCUGUUCUUGACUGUGCAGACUCAGUCUAGGCUAUUCUACCUGAAAAAUUGGCAGUACUAAUUUGUUUUAAAGAUCAGUUGACAGUGCUACCAUUUCAAUAUGUUUUUGUUUGUAGUAUAGCAAGUACCAGGACCGUAAUUACUAGGUACUGGAAUAGACAAUGAAUUUCCCCGGUAGGAAGCAGCCAGCUUUCAGUAUUAGAAAAUACUGCCUAUGCUUCUCUUUCUAUGCUUUGUUUAUAUUUAGCAUGUAAAUUUCAAUACAUCCCAAAAGUACUGCACAACUUUUGGGAAUAACAUUGGUUGUGCUGCACAUUAUUUUGCCAGUAUGGACUGGAUCCAUGCAACUCCAUGCAUGGCUUUUGCUCACAAGAUCUUUUGAUGUUGCUGGUGACCAAACGUGAGUUGUUUAAAAAUAAAGACAAGCAAUGAUGAUAACGAAGCUGGAUGCACAUACAGUGUUGCCAAGGAGAAAUUGUUAAUACUGCAGCUAUGUUUAUGUAUAGACAAUAAAAUUGCAUGGUCUUGAAAGAACUGAACCUGAAAAUGUGUUUCUGCAUCACUUGCAACAUGAUUAAUCAUAGUAUUUUGCAGACAACCAAUGCUAACUAAAAUAAAAUUAUAUGCAGUUAAUAGAAAAUAGUAGGUAGAAAGAGACAAGGUCUUCAGAUUAUUAAUACUAAUGUUCAAAACACUGAAACUUCCUAAAGCCUGGAGAACACAGUGAGAUACAGUAAAUUUUUUAAAAACGACUACCAAAAAAGAAACAGGCUAACCCAGAUGACUUCAGACUUGCUCGACUUUACAUGGAUCUUAUGAGAUGGGGAAAGUGAGGAGAAAAUAGGUAAAUAGCCAGUAUGGGGUUUCUUGUUCUUAAAAGAUUUAAGAAAGCUGAUGCAUGCUAAUCGUUGUAGCUUAAUGGAAGAUUGGUCUGGUCUAUUUUGAUCACUCUAGUUUGAAAACUAUCAAUUUUAUCAGCCAAGUUUGUGCAAUUCACUGAUGUAAUGCAUUCUUGGUUCCUAAUGUAUUUGAUCCCUUCAACCUUUUGAUUACUACUACAUGACUUUUUGUCUGAGAAAUUUGAAAAUACAACCGCCAAAUUCAUCCAAAUGGAUAUAGCAGAAGUAGCGAAUUGAUGAUCAGCUUUGAUUCUGAGCUCACAAUCACAAAAGAAGAGUUUUUUAAGCAGGUAUUCUGGGUGUUAAUUCUUGGCCUAAAAUAUGGUUUUGUUGUUGUUGUUGUUGUUUUUAAGUACAGGGAAAAAUUAAGUAUUAGAAAAAUUCAAACAAUUCAUCAAACAAUCAAACAAUGACUCAUUUAAGUUGCUUUAGUUUUUUCUCAUCAGCCAAUCACAUAAGAAUACAGAGAGAUCUUCAAAUCCCUCUAUGGGAAGGAGCUUUUUGAACAGGAUUGUGAAGUCUACUGGAUGUAGAUGUGAGUCAGUUUCUUCUCUGACAGAAGGAUGUGGUAUUUGCUAUGCGCUUCUGGAGAUGAGGCGAACUGACUUAAAAAUGAAGAUGGUUUAGUUUUAACAGAAUGUACUUCAGAACCAGCUGUUCCUCUUCAAUUUUUGUAGGAGUUGUUCAUUUGCCCAGAGAUUAUUUUUACAUAAAAUCCAAAUUACAGGCAUUUUUACACUGUCAAACUCUUAAACACUGGCACUGAAGGAAAUCCUUAGCCAGAGAUAAGAUUAGGACCAGAGCAGAAGUGAGACAAAUACUAUAGCUUCUUACUUUAACAUAAUUGAAGCAGUUUGAGAGGGAUUGUGGUGGAUUCUUUAAUCAAAACAAUAAUUACUUAAUAAUGAAAUACUAUUGGACUAUGUAUUUUCUCUUCAAUACCAGUGCACACUUUGUAGUCCAACCUGGUUGUUGCUGGAUUCUGGAUUUUGAAUCAAUUUCAUGUACGAGUCAAAGCAGCUCUUGGGUACAAGUAAUUAGCUCCAUGCAGAUGGAAUAGGAGGUAACCUAUUUUUCCAUGCCUGUAGUCUUUUGCUGUACAAGUUGAUCAUGUUUGUUUUCAGGUUUAGGCACCGAACUGUCCAGAAGUUUGGUAAGUGAACAUUUAGCUAUUAGUCAUGUUUGAUUUGUUUAUUUUUUAACUGUUUCCCUAUCUCUUCUAAGGCUAUGUCAUACCCAUUUGGAUAGAGUUAUCAUAUAAGCUGCCAGUUAGGCCAUUCUGCUGUUGAGCAAGGAAUUAUUGAACCUGGAACUCAGCAGGUUUUGUUUUGGAGUAGUAUAAAGUAAUUUCAUCCUUAUUUUUGUCUGAGUCUGGAAAGAAAUUAUUUUGAUUUCUUUUUUAAGUAUUUUUCUUGAAAACAUUAGCAAGACAUUCUUGAAAAAAAAAGUUGUACAUUUGUAUUCAUGGAAAAAAAAAUUUUCUUUUUCUCCAAUAAUCCCAGUGCACGGAGAUCAAAUUUAACAAUUUCCUAGUUGUUUUGACAUGUUUUUAAACACUAGCAAAACCAGGGAGACGCCUUUGUUGAUAUAGUUGACAUUUGUACUGAGCUUAUCAAAAGGUACUUUCCUAAUAAUUUCUCCUUAGAUAAAUUUCAACAGAUCCUAAUGAAGACUUGAUUAGAAGGAUUCUGAUUGCAGACAAAUCUUCAGGCUGACCUGUUAGCUGCCAAUGGGAAGCCAUUUCAUUAUCCACUAUCUGAGUUUCUUGAGAAUGUUGUGAGAACCAAACUGAAGUUAGCAACGUGUUUGGAAAUUAUGAAUAUUCAGUAUGAGGUAACCUGAAGUAGACUUGAAAUAUAUUUAGCUCUUCAUCCACUUCUAGUCCUUGUACCUAAUCGUUCAGCAUUUAGUUCUCCCAAAAGGAGUGAUUCCUUAGGCUUCAGGAAAUGUAAAAUCCAACUGGGAAAUUUCCACUAUACUGACUAUAUGCUGAGUUUUUGUAUCUUCUUGGAAGAUGGAAUAUGUGCCCUCUUCUCCCUAACCAAGUCAAACAUCUUGUAAUUGUAAGUAAUCUAAGUAAUUGUUUCCUGCUUCUGAUAUCCUGCUGCUUCAGUAGACAAUGAUCCAUCCACAGGCUGUAAGGGGGCUGAAGCAGCUUCUCCUUGGUGCAUGUCUCUUCGUGAAAAUGAUGUGGAGGAGGGGAGUGAAGGUAGUUUAAACAGUUCUUUUUUUUUUUUUUUAUCUCUACUGGAUCCCUGUCAGCAAGGGGAGGAGGAGGUGAAGAGCAGUGACCUGAGUGUAGCGAACAGUGUUACCCUCUUGCGUCAGGAUUAUUUCAUUUCUGAGGGGAAGUUAGAAGCUGCAGCAGCAAUAAAAGCAGCAGUUUCUGCUUCAUCUUCCAGAGCAGCGUAAGCAGGCAUCCAUACCAUGACACUCCACUGCAUGCAUCUUUUUCUCUUGCUUCUGCUCAGUUCAUGGUGGCCGAACUCAGAGAAGCACGUGGUGGGAGCUGUGAAGGUCAGGGAGCACUAUAUAGCAGCUCAGAUCACUGUUUGGACCUACAAACCGGAGUCUGAGGAAAAGUCCAGACUGACACAUUUGGAUCCUGUGUUUAAGAAAAUUUCUUACAGAGAAUAUGAAGUGGAUUUUAAAAAAGAAAAGCCAGCAAAUAAGUCUGCAGGACUCCUUGGGCCAACUCUGCGUGCCGAAGUGGGAGAUACUUUAAUAGUUCACUUUAAGAAUAUGGCUGACAAGCCCAUCAGUAUUCAUCCCCAAGGCUUAGUUUACAACAAAAAAGCAGAAGGCUCCCUGUAUGAUGACAGAACAUCAUCUGUAGAAAAACAAGAUGAUUCUGUGCUUCCAGGCCAGGUCUACACAUAUGUGUGGGAUAUAACAGAAGAAGUUGGUCCAAGAGAAGCUGACCUUCCUUGUCUUACUUAUGCAUAUUAUUCUCAUGAUGACAUGGUAAUGGAUUUUAACUCUGGUCUGAUUGGAGCAUUGCUUAUCUGCAAGAAAGGAAGUCUAAAUGAGGAUGGGUCACAGAAACUUUUUGAUAAGGAGUAUAUACUAAUGUUUGGUGUGUUUGAUGAAAACAAGAGUUGGCAAACAUCAGCAUCACUUAAAUACACAAUUAAUGGGUAUGCUGAUGGAACGUUACCAGAUUUAGAGGCUUGUAUGUAUGACAACGUUAGCUGGCAUUUGAUAGGAAUGAGUUCUAAGCCAGAAAUUUUCUCCAUUCAUAUAAAUGGCCAGGUCAUGGAGCAAAGACAUCACCGAAUUUCUACUGUUAACCUAGUGGGAGGAGCAUCAACCACAGUGAACAUGACAGUGAGCGAAGAAGGAAGGUGGCUGAUAUCUUCUCUUGUCCAGAAGCACCUGAAAGCUGGAAUGCAUGGCUACCUUACUGUAAGAGACUGUGGAGACAGAGAGGUGAAGAAGAGUCGUCUGUCCCUGAAGGAACGUCGCAUGGUCAAGAACUGGGAAUAUUUCAUUGCUGCAGAGGAAGUCAUUUGGGAUUAUGCCCCAACUAUUCCAGACAGCCUUGAUAAACACUAUAAAGCACAACAUUUGGACAACUACUCAAAUCUAAUAGGCAAAAAGUAUAAAAAGGCUAUUUUUAGACAAUAUACUGAUGGCAGCUUCACCAAACGUCUGGAAAAUCCUCGUCCCAAGGAAACCGGGAUUUUGGGUCCGAUUAUAAGAGCUCAAAUAAAUGAUAAAGUUAAAAUUGUAUUCAAAAAUAAGGCCAGCAGACCCUACAGUAUGUACUUCCAUGGAGUGACACUUUCAAAGAAUGCAGAAGGAGCUAAUUAUCCUCAGGAUCCCGCAGGCAAUGCCACCCAGAGUAAAGGAAUUCAACCGGGGAAGACCUACACAUAUGAAUGGCAAAUUGCUAAAACAGAUCAACCCACUGCACAGGAUGCACAAUGCAUUACCCGGCUGUAUCACAGUGCUGUAGAUAUUGAGAGAGAUAUAGCCUCUGGACUGAUUGGCCCACUUCUGAUCUGCAAAAGUGAAGCACUUACUCAGAAGGGUGUGCAGAAAAAGGCAGAUGUGGAGCAGCAUGCAAUGUUUGCUGUGUUUGAUGAAAAUAAGAGCUGGUACAUAGAAGACAAUAUCAAGGACUACUGCAGCAACCCUGCCACUGUUAGAAGGGAUGACCUCAAGUUUUAUAACUCAAACAUAAUGCACACGAUAAAUGGCUAUGUGUCUGACAGAAAUGAAAUCCUUGGAUUUUGCCAAGAUAAUGUUGUUCAGUGGCACUUCUCCAGUGUUGGCACUCAGGAUGAGAUUGUCUCUAUUCGCCUUUCUGGGCAUGCUUUCCUGUAUCGGGGAAAAUACGAAGAUGUUUUGAACCUUUUCCCAAUGAGUGGAGAAUCAGUCACAGUGGAAAUGGACAAUAUUGGCACUUGGCUUUUAGCAUCCUGGGGUGCCACAGAGAUGAGUUAUGGCAUGAGACUGAGAUUCAGAGAUGUCAGAUGUGACUAUGAGGAUGAUAGCUCAUUUGAUGUUGUGGAUUUCACAAACACCAAGACUGAUAAAAAGGCUCUUUCCACCUCAGUUGAAGAAGACGUGGAAGUAGAAACAGAGGAAGAUGAUUCAGAAUAUCAGGAUUUGCUGGCUUCUUUUUACUCCAUCCGAAGUUUGAGAAAUCCCGGAAAAAAUGAAGAAACACAAAACCUUACAGCACUGGCCUGGAGACAAUAUGAAGACGUUGAUACUGCAAGUUCUAAGGUGGCUGUUGACUCAGAUCUGACAGUUACAAAUGGUAGUAAAUUGACAGAGUUCUUAAAAACUCGUAUUGCUCCUCCUCUCCAAAUUGAGGCUGAAACAUUCCAGUCAAAUUAUACAUCAGUCACAGCAGAAGAGUACGUACUUUUAGCUAGCGCAAGUGAUGGAAAGCCUGACUUAAUAUUUGAGAAUAGAAGCCAAAGCGAUUAUGCAGUAGAUCAUAGUAGUAUGUCUGGAGGUGAACACUUGCUGAGCAAUGGAGAAGCCCAUGUGAGAGCUGCAGAAGAGCCUCUGACUGGUGGAAAGGACAGUAAUUUUUUUACUGAAGAACAUCAAGAAGAAAGCACAAGGAAAGGAAAUAACAGCAGUAAUAGUAAAAGGAAAAGGCGAAGCUCAGUGGCCAUUAAAUUUUACUCCGUCCAAAAGAUGAAAGCCCUUCUAAAUUACGUAAGAAAUAAAAAUAUCUCCUUUUCUGACAAGACAAAUAUACCUAAUUCCAUGCAGCAUACAGAGAACACAUCCAGCAUAGCCACUGUGGGGGAUGGCCAGCAUCUGAGUGAUUAUGAUGAUGAUCUGGAAGAGGAAGAAACUAAGGGGGGCAAUGCCAUGCAUGCUGGUAAUUUGACACUUGAGUUGGAAGCCACUGUAGAAGAAAAUGAGACUAAUGCAUCCAGCCUCUCUCAACUUGAGCUAUCCAAAGAUAAACAAACAGAUUCUUUUUCUUUAGAUCAUACAUGGGGCAAUAUAAGACCUAAUUCAAGCCCUGCAUUAGUGAAGAACUUUCUGGAAGCAUCGUUGCCCAGGUCUGUGAAGUAUUCAUCUAAAAUGACAGAUGAGGAAUGGAAUUUGGUGUCUGCAAAGGGGAGUCAAAGACUGGAGGCAAAUUUAGACAAAUCUGUUAGUGGUAAGUUGAAUUAUAGAGGCAGAAAUGGUACAAUAUUCCUGAAUAAGAAGCAUAUGAAGAAGGAUGAAGGAUUCUCACGUCUAAUGGGAGAAAAACAUAAAGGCAGCCACAUGCACCCACCUCUGAAAAGAAAGGAAGGAAACAAGAAUGAUACUUUGAAUACAUCCGGAACCUUUGUCAAGAUCCGAAGGAAAAAAAAGGAAUCUCGAAAAACUACUCAGUUUUUGAACCCAAGGAGUAAAAAGCCCGAGAAAUUCACCAAACCUACUGAAGAGUUUGGCCGCGCACUGUUUCCGGGUGAGGCCAACCACAUAACACUGCCAUGUUGCACUAACACCACAGAGUCACCCAGUAAGUCCAACCAUGGAGAAUUGCCAGGUUAUACCCAGCAACUUAAGCCAUCCAUUGUCAUUGGGCUUCCCCAUGAAAAUGGAAACUAUGAAUACACUUCAGGAGAAUAUUACAGUGAAGAUAGAUCGGGUGAUGAAUAUGAAUACUAUUAUGUGAGCUUUGAUGACCCAUACAUGACAGACCCAAAACUGAAUGUCAAUGAACGGCGUAACCCAGACAACAUUGCUGAACAUUACCUGCGUAGCAGAGGGAAUGAGAGGAGAUACUACAUUGCAGCUAAGGAAGUCUGCUGGAACUAUGCAGGACUUAAAAAAAGUACGAUGAUGUAUGACAAAAUCUGUAAAGAUGGCAGCACAAGAAAGGUGAUUUUUCAAAGGUACACAGACAGUACCUUUACAAUUCCUCAGGAUGAAGGCGAAUAUGAAGAACAUCUCGGCAUCCUGGGACCAGUUAUCCGGGCUGAAGUGAAUGAUGUAAUCCUAGUUCAUUUUAAGAAUCUGGCAUCCAGACCAUAUUCCCUCCAUGCCCAUGGACUUUUUUAUGAAAAGUCCUCUGAGGGAAGCACUUAUGAUGAUGAGUCUAGUGAUUGGUUUAAGGAAGAUGAUAAAGUUCAGCCAAAUAGCAGCUAUAUAUAUGUAUGGUAUGCAAACAGGCGAUCAGGACCACUGCAGCCAGGAGCAGCUUGUCGGUCCUGGGUCUACUACUCCGAUGUAAAUCUGGAGAAAGAUAUGCACUCAGGUUUGAUUGGGCCAAUACUGAUCUGUGAAAAAGGAACCUUCAGUGCAUCAAACAACAAUGCAACGAACACCCGAGACUUUUUCCUGCUUUUUAUGGUCUUUGAUGAGGAAAAGAGUUGGUACUUUGACAAACGCUCUAGAAAGCCUUGUACUGAGAAGACCCAAGAGAUGCAACAGUGCCACAAAUUCUAUGCCAUUAAUGGGAUUACAUACAAUUUGCAAGGCCUGAGGAUGUAUGAAGGUGAACUCGUCCGAUGGCAUUUGCUAAAUAUGGGCAUGCCAAAAGACAUUCACGUUGUUCAUUUUCAUGGACAGACAUUCGUAGAACAAAUAGAGCGAAAGUACCAGCUUGGUACAUACACACUCCUUCCAGGCUCAUUUCAGACAGUUGAAAUGAAGCCACAGAGACCUGGCUGGUGGCUUUUGGACACUGAAGUGGGGGAAUAUCAGCGAGCAGGAAUGCAGGCAUCCUAUUUGGUUAUAGAGAAAGAGUGCAGGAUUCCAAUGGGUAUGGCAAGUGGAGUUAUACUUGAUUCGCAAAUCAACGCUUCACAUCAUAUAGACUACUGGGAACCUAAGCUAGCCCGAUUAAACAAUUCUGGAACAUACAAUGCUUGGAGUACAACAAUGACAGAUGAUCUCCCUUGGAUUCAGCUUGACACAUCACAGGGAAAUGAAGCUUAUGUAAUUAUGGCUUCAAGCACUGUACUCUUCAGUUGCCUCACUUCAGUGUUUUUCUUCUAUCUGAUCACUUUUGCACCAGAUGGCUAAGGUAAACCCAUAUCUAUAAUUUCUUUAAAAUCUCAUGAAAAUGACCAGUUGAGGGAAGAGAGAGACUCAAACUAGUAUUGCAGUGUAAGUUCGACAGGUAGCUGUUGUGUUUAGCUUGUUAACAUUUGGCAUGCUAGCAAGCUAGUGGAGGUGAAGUUGGGGAACUGUAAAAAAUGUUGAGAAAGAAGUUGAUAAGGGCUAUAGUAAUGAGAAGCUGAGGUUAUUGCAAGAGGUCAUGCAGAGAUGUGGAUGGAGGGCAUAUCCCAGAGAAUCAGUUCCACUGCUGAUAGGAGUAUCUUGCUAAUCUGUUCUUAUGUGCUCAGUGUUUGGAUCCAAUAUCAGAAGGAAUGGGAUGGCUUUCCAUCUCUUCAGAAUGUAAGAUUCCUUUUCUCAGCCUGGAUAUCCAAAACAAGAGGCAGCUUAUGAAAAUGCAAGUCUUGAAUUUCUCUAUACUACUUUUGCCUAUCUGCAAAAUAGAGUUAGCACUUUUGCCUAGCACAGACACAGAUAUUUUGUAGAGCUUUUGUAGUGCUCUGGUGAACACUGGUAAAAUGAACUCUGAAGCAAAUACACAUAUAAAAUUAAAGACUGUUCAUUUGGACUCUGGAAACUGUUUUUAUUCCUCCUGAGGGUGUUAUAUUGUGGGUACCAAAAAAUCAGGGCUCAAAGCUACUCUGUAGGUGCCAAAGAUUGCAACUUAUUUCAUCAUGCAGUUCUGGCUUUAGAGACACUUGUUUUUCUGUUUCUAGGUGGACUUUCAAAGACAAGUUCUGUUAACUGGAAUACAGACACAGGGUGCCAAGCAUUUUUUAAAGUCCUUCUACGUCGAGAAGUUCUUUAUUGUUUACAGCAAAGACAAACGAAAGUGGAACACUUUCAGAGGAGACAG